Messenger RNA from Kwoniella shivajii, 1530 nucleotides. RefSeq lists its product as uncharacterized. Gene Ontology annotation, biological process: protein N-linked glycosylation. Lineage: Eukaryota; Fungi; Basidiomycota; Tremellomycetes; Tremellales; Cryptococcaceae. The transcript is spliced from 6 exons. Gene Ontology annotation, molecular function: alpha-1,6-mannosylglycoprotein 6-beta-N-acetylglucosaminyltransferase activity. The record is from RefSeq and is a predicted model, not a curated record. Bases 1 to 1530 code for a protein of 509 amino acids.
AUGGCUGGGGAUAACGAGCACGAUUAUCUACCUCUGGCUACAUCGCCUUUGGGAGCCGAUGAUGAUGAUGCUUUUACACACAAGGAGCAGAGCUCGAGACGUUCAGGUAGAAGGUUACCUUUCCCAUUCAACAAAGUACCUUCUUCCAUAAGAUCAAUACAGCGACUCCUCCUCAUCACUCUCCUGUUCGUGCCGCUUUCUAUCCUGAUCGUGUAUCUGGGUCGACAUAUUUUCUCCCCCCGACAUGAUCCAGUCGUGUCAAUACCAAUUCAAGAUAACCCUUAUUUCUACACAGGAGAUGUAUGGCAACACAACGAUCAAGUAGCUGCCCGACUCGAUAAAUGUUCUUCAAUGGGAUUACUCAGAAACACAUCUGUACCAUUCCAACCUCAUGAAACCCUAUCAGAAGAUGAAGAAAGAGAACUUGUAUCGCAAGGAUGUGGUACGAAUCAAACUACAAUAAUCAUUUUAUCUUCAUUGUGGUUCGCAGAAGCUUUCGCAGGAACUUCAACUGCGGGAGAAACGAUUUAUGCUCAAAGUGUCAUAUCAACCUUGAACGCUCUCAAUUAUUCUUAUGUAUUCGCAAGUUUGGGUUGGUAUAAUGCUGAUAUGAGGAAAACAGUUGAAUUAUGGCAUAAACAUAGAUGGAACGUUAGAAUGGUUUUGACCGAUCCAGAUCAAAUGGACGUUUGUUAUACGAACAAAGAUCAAAAAUGUUUGAAAACGGAAGAGAAUUCAGAUGGUAUUGAAUCUUGGAGAUUAUUGACUUUUUGGUAUUGGGACGACUCAGCAAAUCCAUUAGGUAAUCAAUUCACACUAUCACCUUCACCCCGAAAUGAUAAUUACUUCCUAUCUUAUUCUAUCGAACCUACAUGUCGGAGAUUACCCUCUUUACCCAUGUCCUUACGCCAUGAUCCACCUCAAGCUUAUUUACUCGCCAAACAAAUGCAUUAUCUAGAAAACUCGACUGCUUUUUCAUGGACUUUGGAAACGUUGAAACACCUAGAAGUGAAAUAUGACAUCAAGGUAGUAGGGGGUAUGACAGAGGAUGACGAUUCAACUAAAGAAAGAUUAAAACAAAUCGGAAUUGAAAAUCUGGGUAGAUUAGGUAAAAUUCAAUUUUACGAACAGUUAUCGAAAAGUUUCGUUUUUCUAGGUGUUGGUAGACCGAGAAUAAGUCCUAGUCCUUGGGACGCACUUUGUAUGGGUGUACCUUUCAUCAAUCCUAUACUCACAUGGGAUGAAGACGAUCCUUCAAAUAGGACUAAAUGGCAUGCUCAACAAUGGCACAUGACAGAUCUAGAUCCACCUUAUGUCUACUCUGUCAAAGCACAUGAUUUAGCCGGCCUCGAAGAAGCAGUAGGAUCAGCAUUGAGAAAUCCCAUACAAAGUUAUAUACCAGAUUAUAUGAAAUUCGAAUUCGCUUGUCACAGAACUGCAGACCUUGUACAAGGUGAUUGGAGAGGUAAAGCUGAGGAAAUAAUGAGGGAGAGAAUCGAUUCAGGUCAAGGUCAAGUGUACAUCUUGUAG